GUCUCCUUAGGGUGAUUUUAGGCGCCAUUUCCUCUUCUCACCACUACUUCCUUCUGAAGAGAAACCCAAACAAAAAUGGCGUCUUCCUCUUCCAAAACCCUAAUGGAUCUAUUCAAGCAACCUGCAGCAAAGCGGCUAAAACGGGUCUCCUCGCCAUCUUCCGCUGACAACUCCUUCUCAUCUUCAUUGUCGGGUGAAGACGGCGGCAACAAAGACCCCAAAAAUACAAUGCUCACGUCCGAGCAAAAGUCGAGAAUGGAGUUCAAUAAAUCGCUUGCAAAGGCCAAAAUGAACCUCAAACUAUGCUCUGAUAAAAUCUCCAAGUUAAACGCAAAUGGCACUGAAAAGGCAUCUCUUGUGUACCAACUGUUAGGUGAUGGCGUAGGAUAUGUGAAGUUAGAGGAACUGUUGGUUGAGGAGACAUGGUUGGAAGCACUGCCAGGGGAAUUUCAGAAGCCCUAUGCAAAACACUUGUGCAGAUUUGUUGAAAAGGAAAUUAGUGGUGGUGUCCCAAUUUACCCCCCACAGCAUCUGAUUUUUAAUGCUCUUAAUACUACUUCAUUCGACAGGGUAAAGGCUGUCAUCAUUGGACAGGAUCCGUAUCAUGGGCCAGGUCAGGCAAUGGGCCUCUCUUUCUCGGUGCCUAGAGGUGUGAAAGUCCCUUCAAGUCUGGUGAACAUAUAUAAAGAACUUAAGCAAGAUUUGGGUUGUUCAAUACCACUCCAUGGAAAUUUGGAACAAUGGGCUUUACAGGGUGUUCUGCUUCUUAAUGCUGUUCUUACAGUUAGGCAUCACCAGGCAAAUUCUCAUGCAAAUAAAGGCUGGGAGCAAUUUACAGAUGCUGUCAUCAAAACAAUUUCUCAAAAGAAAGAAGGAGUUGUUUUCAUUCUGUGGGGAAACUAUGCCCAAGCAAAAGUCAGGUUAGUUGAUGAAACAAGGCAUCAUGUUCUCAAAUCAGCACACCCUUCUGGUUUGUCUGCAAACAGAGGCUUCUUUGGAUGUCGGCAUUUUUCACAGACAAACCAACUUUUGGAGAAGAUGGGAAUACCUCCCAUUGAAUGGCAACUAUAAGCUGCUAUGCAAACAUCUCUUUCGGAAUGCUACUGCCGCAAGAGUUUGCCACUAAGAAGUGAUUCUUCUAGUGCAUGCUUUUGGUUGGCAACUGUUCAGCAAUCUAUUCGGAGAAUGAUGAUCUUGUGUCUUUUCCUGAAAAAUUAUCCUGUGAAGUGGAAUAACGAUUUUGCAAUACUUCCAUGAUGUAUCUAAUAACAUGGGGAAUGACUGUUGAAGAUGUUUUGGAGGAAGCCUAUCUUGGAACGUUCUUGCAGUAAAUGGAAAUUCGGAUAUGGUUUUGCUGCUUCUUCCUAUUUUUCCAUUCUCCUGUCAAGGUUUUUAAUUUGGUUCCUGAUAUUUUGUUAUACUAUGUCGGCAGCAUGUAUAUAUACAACUGCUUUCUUGUUAUCAAGACGAUAUACUUAUAGUUGUUAAAAGGUUAACUAAAUUGUGUUUUCUCAUUCUAUCGUAUUAAUUAAUUUGAUUUUGACUGUAA
Nicotiana tabacum (common tobacco) is the source of this 1549-nucleotide messenger RNA. The record is from RefSeq and is a predicted model, not a curated record. NCBI's taxonomy places the organism in Eukaryota, Viridiplantae, Streptophyta, Magnoliopsida, Solanales, Solanaceae.